Yamadazyma tenuis ATCC 10573 is the source of this 3658-nucleotide messenger RNA. RefSeq names its product amidase. The record is from RefSeq and is a predicted model, not a curated record. NCBI's taxonomy places the organism in Eukaryota, Fungi, Ascomycota, Pichiomycetes, Serinales, Debaryomycetaceae.
AAAUACGCCAUGCGUAGGUAGAGGAGUCCUGCAAUACAUCUUAAAUAUUUAUACGGCCUAUGUUCGAAGGUUGAGAUACGCCAUGCAUAAUCAGUAUAAUAAUUAUGUGCCAAGUGAGCUCCUAUCGUUGGAAUACGCGGACUCACCUGCCAAAUGUAGAAGCUACGACAAAUCAAUGGAAACUAUAUAAAUACCUCAAUCUGGCUCUUGUUUGGGAAAUAUUAGAUCAAGGGCUGUGUUUGCUAUAAAGUGACAUCAGAUAUGACUAAGGGGUCAUGGCAAGAAAAGGCAGCUAAAAAGAGGCAGGAAGUUCGUUCUGAAAUUCCUCCUAGUUGGUUGCUCCCACAGGACGAAACCUCCAAGUUCAGUGAAACCACGCCUGUAUCGGUGUUGGACCUUCCCAGAAAAUACCUUGAUGAAAAAGAGCUUCAUAUCACUGAAGACUAUUCCCCCAAGCAGCUUUUACAAAAGUUAGCUGAUGGAGGGUUUACAGCUGUUGAAGUGGUAGAAGCUUUCAGUCACAGGUCUGCCAUCGCUACCCAAGUAACCAAUUGCUGUACAGAGAUCAUGUUUAGUUACGGCUUAGAAAGAGCUAAGUUCUUGGAUGGAUACCUUGUAAAGCAUGGUAAGCCUUUUGGUCCUCUACAUGGAUUGCCAAUAUCUUUGAAAGACUCCACCAAUGUCCCUGGAUAUGAUUCUACUAUUGGAUAUACUGGUUUUAUUGGAAAUGCUUCUUCAAUCAAAGAUUACCAAUUCGUUGAUCUAAUUUUAUCAUUAGGAGCAGUUCCAUUUGUUAAGACCAACAUUCCACAUACAUUGAUGACUCUUGAUUCAGAAAAUAACAUAUUCGGAAGAACUUUGAAUCCUAACAAAUUGACUUUGACUGCAGGAGGAAGUUCAGGUGGCGAAGGAAGUUUGAUAAAGCAGAGAGGUUCUCUUGUUGGUUUUGGGACAGAUAUUGGUGGUUCUAUUCGUAUUCCUGCUUACUGUAAUGGCGUAUAUGGGCUUCGUUCAACAGUAAACAGAAUUCCAAAUGUUGGAGGAACUGACCCUAGCAGAGAUUAUUUUGUGGGGGUAGACUUUACCACAGGCCCUUUGGCUGUUGAUUUGGAAGGUAUUGAACUAGUCACUAAAGCCAUAAUUGAAUCAGAGGCAUGUAGUAAGAUCUCAAUGGCUCGUGCAGUUCCAUGGAGGCCUGUCGAGGUUUCCAGACCCCUUAGAAUCGGUUCUUUAGUGCCUGAAUCUAGGCUUCCAAUACACCCUCCCUUAAAAAGGAUCCUCAAAGAAGCUGAACAGAAAUUAAGGGCCCAGGGACACGAGAUUGUUCCAAUAGAGAAAUAUCCGUCCGCUUAUGAUAGCUGGAAAACAAUAAUGGGACUAUUUCUUGCGGAUCCCGAAAGUACAGCCAUUUCGACCAUCUUGGAUGCUGGGGAGCCAUUGAUCAACUCCUUGACUGACACUGGAGUUAAGGCCUUUAGAGGCGCACCCGAGUCAAUCGCAGAGUUAAUCGAGUUGAAAGCAGAAGCUUAUAGAGCAGCUGAAGAUUGGCAUGGAGUAUUUGAUGACAACAAUUUGGAUUGUAUAAUAGGACCAGGUGCACCAGGAGCUGCUCCCCCUCAUGAUAGUUGCAUUAUUGCUCCUUUUACUGCUCAAUGGAAUUUGGUGGACUUCCCUGCUCUUGUGAUUCCCUAUGGUAAAGUAGAAGAUACUGAUGAGGUUGAGCCCGUAGACAAAGGGGAUUUAGCUGAUUGUUUUGCCUUUUACGAAGACAAAAAUGCAUAUUUGGGAGCACCUGGUCAUAUCCAGAUAGUUACGAAACAUUUGCACGAUGAAAAGCUUUUAAGCUGUGCUAAGAUUAUUGAACAAGCAUUGGUGUCAUGAACCGCUUUUCGCUGGUUGCCUAAAUUGUUGUUCUUGCAGGUAAAUCCUUUAGGUCUCUUUGACCUUUCUUACGCUUUCAUUUUCAUUUUCAUUUGCAUCCUAUUUAAUAUCAUCGAGACGAAGUUCAUGUUGCACACCUUGCGAUUCUAUGACUUAAUAUACACAUAAAUCCUAUCCGUUUCAUUUGAACUCUUGUGCUCUUGUAUACUAAAAUUGAAAUUCUAAGAGAACACCCUUAUAACGAAAUUUUAUAAUACGUCAGAGUCAUAUUGGUUCUCUUUAAUCCAUAGAUACAUAGCAUCAAUACCCAAUUCAUCUUGCCAACAUUUUCGUAGAAACGAAACAGGUAGGGUAUUGAAAUCUGAAGAUAGAGCUUCCUUCUGCAUUACUCUGCUGAGGAAACCACGGUCUUCAGCUUUAGUACAACAAAAUCCACAGACCAUUGAAGGCCACAACAACAAUGAAAGUGAAAACUGUUUGCUUUGCUCCAUGGUAGUCAUACAAUGAAUAAUAAAACCAACAAUCUCUUGGAUUUUUGGGUCUUCGGCUUUAGUUUUAUUGUCAUAAACCUUAAGAAGCAUCAAUUUUGCCGAACUUGACAAAACUUUUGAAAAGACAAGACUCUCUUCAAUAUCUCGUGGAUAGUAGGGCGAACUACUAGAAUGGUUGACAGACAUUCUCCAUUUGAGAUGUUCAUAGUCAUAGUCGUCAAUUUCUUUGAUGAGACCCUCCGCUUCUUGCACAACUUCUUCAUUGAAACCCUGAAGACUCACAAGAAGGAGAUGACUUGCUUUGGCCACUAAUGCGAAACCAUCAAUACAACCAAGAAUAACUGAAGUGGAGGACCAAAAUUCAGGUUGAAGGGCAUCUUUAACUAGUGAAAAUACCUCAUUAGGACAAGGUAUCUUCAAGUCCAAAAAUACGUAAUUAAAACUAUAGUGAUAGACAAAACUUUCAAGGAGUGCCCGUUCAUAUCUUUGUACCUCUUUGCUGGUUUGUAAAAUUUUACAGACAAUCGUGUAUGCCAUUAAGAUAUGACUUAUAGUUUGAUUAUGAUUUUUGGUGCCCUCUAUGCUAUCUCGUACCAACAAUAAUUGAACAAUUGAAAAGGUGAAUCCUUCAUCCCAUUUAAGCUCUUGUCUCUCUUCCGCAACUUUUAUCGAUGUUAACAUGUCCACAUAUUUUCUUCUCGCUAUCUCAGUGAAUUGUGGAUUUAUCUUCAGAAGAUAUGCCAGACCCACACAUAUAGUCACUUGCUUAUGACAAGCACAAGCAUUAUCCGCUUCGAUCAUUGCACUGAGGUUAGCUUUUACCCAAGCAGGCUGUACCAAAGUAGCAAAGAAGUGCUCUCUAAAGACCUUCAAGCAUAAUUCAUCAAUAUAUUCUUCAGAAAGCGUAUUGAAAUCAAUAUAGUCCUUCAAUAUAACUUGAUUAUGCUCCAAGUUAUAAGGUUGGUGAUUACCAGAAAGAAAAGACCGCAAAGUUUGUUUAGGAUAUGUAGGGUACUGGCAUUCUUUGUUAUAUUUGGAACAGAACUUGCACUUUGGUCUUUGUAGAUCACAUUUCUUCCUUCUUUGACGACACCCGAAACACCCAUCUUUGGUUCUGCUGAUCUUUGGCAUUUCGUACAGAUUUAGUGGUUAGAACAUUAACAAAUGUGGUUCUUGAUCUUACCGAGUCCCGCCCUUGUGAAAUUUAAACUUUGUGGGUAAUUUUGAUCAUGAAAAUAUGAAAAUGCGACUCAAGUCUAAGCAUUAAAUUUACGUAUAUUUUUAUU